Saccharomyces eubayanus is the source of this 864-nucleotide messenger RNA. It is a transcript of the gene CWC24, whose product is annotated as U2-type spliceosomal complex subunit CWC24. NCBI's taxonomy places the organism in Eukaryota, Fungi, Ascomycota, Saccharomycetes, Saccharomycetales, Saccharomycetaceae. Gene Ontology annotation, molecular function: metal ion binding. Gene Ontology annotation, biological process: snoRNA splicing. The record is from RefSeq and is a predicted model, not a curated record. Bases 1 to 864 code for a protein of 287 amino acids. Gene Ontology annotation, cellular component: U2-type spliceosomal complex. The transcript has a single exon.
AUGAGGCAUCUCAUACAACUAGAAGCCAUAUAUGCUCAAAGGAUUGCCGAUCCACUAGCGUAUAAAGAGCAGCAGCAGAUACUGAUGUUUAGGAAGAGAGUAGUGAAGAAAAGCCCUGUCAAUGAAAAAGGCCAGAAGAAGAGGCAAAAAAUCGACUUCAGCAAUGAGAAGCCGGUCGCUAGCGAUCAUGGUGACGACUUCGUUGGCAGUAUCCCCUCAACAAAAGCUGAAAGUGCCAAGAGGCUUCGGCCCUCAGGUCCGGAUGAGAACAGUCUAUCUAGACGAAACGAGGAUUUGGGUAAGUACACUCUGACGGUCAACGACGACUCUACAAAGGAAGACCUAUUGAACUCGGAGAGAAGAGAGCUGACUGAGAAAGUCAGGAAAGAGCAGUCCAACGACAGCAACGAGCUAGCAUUGAAUAUGAGUGGCAAAAAGGCCCGGCUAGCUAAACAGAUUAACCAACCGUCGAAUAUCCGGACCACGGUGCUUAUGGACUUCCAGCCUGAUGUUUGUAAAGAUUUCAAACAGACAGGGUUUUGUGGCUACGGAGAUAGUUGUAAAUUCUUACAUUCAAGGGAUGAUUUCAAUACUGGUUGGAAGUUAAAUCAAGAAUGGAAUGUAGAUGAUGAAGACUCGCGGAAGGACGCAUUGGACUUGGGCAAGAUCCCUUUCAAAUGUGUUAUUUGUAAGGAGAAUUACAAGUCACCUGUGGUCACAAACUGCGGGCAUUUUUUCUGUGGGUCGUGCUUUGCUAUAGAGAUGAAGAAAGGUACCAAAUGCUUCAUAUGUGGCAAGGAAACGCACGGCAGUGCCAAAGUAGCUGCCGAUUUGCAAAAAAUAUUGGGCAAGAGGAAGGUGUGA